Schistosoma haematobium is the source of this 315-nucleotide messenger RNA. RefSeq lists its product as uncharacterized. The record is from RefSeq and is a predicted model, not a curated record. NCBI's taxonomy places the organism in Eukaryota, Metazoa, Platyhelminthes, Trematoda, Strigeidida, Schistosomatidae. The transcript has a single exon. Bases 1 to 315 code for a protein of 104 amino acids.
AUGGCAUCUAGUGAGGAAUAUCCUUCGCCAUCAGGGAAUCUACCACUUCAGUUGUCAGCUAAACGGAUUUCCAAAGCUCGUAAAUCUUGUUCCGGAGAUCACCAAAAUUGCAGUCCGGUUAGAAAAAAUCAUAUUGACGACUCGAACAGCAUUAUCGUCACUCCUUCCAUUGAUAGUCGAGAACUUGAUCGUCUAAAAUUCACUAACCCAGGUAGACAGAUGGAAGAACUAGAAGUCGGUUGGUCCGAAGCAAAUAUGACACGGAGUGUUCGCAGACAAAUGACCGUUAAAUCUGGUCACAAAUCAUCAGAGUAA